Molecule: messenger RNA, 357 nt
Organism: Emiliania huxleyi CCMP1516
Lineage: Eukaryota; Haptophyta; Isochrysidales; Noelaerhabdaceae
Exons: 2
Coding region: 1-357 (118 amino acids)
Source: RefSeq, a predicted model, not a curated record
AUGAAGAGGAGCUUCGAUAGGUCGGUCGACCUCAACCCCGAGGUUAACGAGUAUGCCGACACCAACGGCGAAAAGGUCUUCCGGCAGGCGGUUGCCAGCUACUACAACCAUUUCUUCCGCCAGGGCAAAAAGAGCCAGUACACGUGGCAGAAUGUCGCAAUCACGUCGGGCGGUCGGUCAGGCCUCUGCCGGCUGAUGGCGACGCUGACGAAUGUCAACUGCGGCUACUUCACCCCCGACUACACCGCGUACUCGCAGCUUCUCGGUGCCUUCGACGGGAUUGCACCCAUCGCUAUCAGCAAGGACCAGGAGGGCUAUGCGAGCGCCGACUACCUAAAAGAGAGGCGCCCAAUUUGA